GGAGUAUAACUUUCCUCUAUCUGGAGUGGGGUUUGUAAUCAGACAGGAGUGGAAUCUUUACUCAAGGCUAUUGUUGGUUGUGCGAAAAACUCUUCAAUCUUUCAGUGAAGCAUUUCAAGGACUAUCCGAGAUGUCUGAAGAUAUUGAACUCCUCGGAUUCCAAAUCGAAAAAGGUCUUAUUCCUACAACAUGGUUGAAAGUGUCUUACCCAACUUGCAAACCCCUUGGUCCUUAUGUGGAUGACUUAGUUAAUCGGCUCAAGUAUAUCAAGGGUUGCUGUAGUGAAGGGGUAGGGAGACAUGUGUGGCUUGGAGGGUUGUUCCAGCCCCAAGCUCUACUAGUGUCUGCUCUAGGGGAUCAUUCUAGAGUGACUCACACCCCCGUUCACCUGCUGAGUUGGGACCAUUGUAUGGAGCCUCCAUCUCCCGGGGACUCUGGCCUGUUGGUCUCUGGUCUUCUCAUCCAUGGAGCCCGCUGGAACUCAGCAUUAUCAAUUUUGGAAGACCAGCCUCCAAGGGAAUUCAUUAGUAAGAUGCCUGAGAUAUGGUUCAAGCCAAUACUCAAGUCAGAGAGGAAGGAAGAGUCCAGGCACCGGUACAGUUGUCCUCUGUAUGAAACAGCUGAUCGAGCAAACUAUGUAGCCCACGUGUUGAUACCCAGCCAACAUUCACCAGCUCAUUGGAUAUACCGUGGUGUGGUUCUCCUUUGUCAGUAGUAGAGUAGAAAAAACUGAGCUGUGAGUAAUAAUUCAUUACUUACCAACCGUUGAUCAGCUCAAAUAUUUGCGUGUU
Messenger RNA from Macrosteles quadrilineatus (aster leafhopper), 791 nucleotides. RefSeq names its product dynein axonemal heavy chain 12-like. NCBI's taxonomy places the organism in Eukaryota, Metazoa, Arthropoda, Insecta, Hemiptera, Cicadellidae. The transcript has 3 exons. Gene Ontology annotation, molecular function: minus-end-directed microtubule motor activity; dynein light intermediate chain binding; dynein intermediate chain binding. Gene Ontology annotation, cellular component: dynein complex. The record is from RefSeq and is a predicted model, not a curated record. The coding region runs from base 131 to 715 and encodes 194 amino acids. Gene Ontology annotation, biological process: microtubule-based movement.